AUGGGGAAGGGCACGGACACGUGUCCACAACCCCAUAUCCGGUCAAGGGAACCCAGGAGCGCGCCAGCAAUACAUAUCGUCCACGAGGCAGGGCGGAAGAACGCCACGUGUCAGGUUAGGACAGGUCAACACUCUCUCUGUGCAUCUCUUUCUGUGUGUGUGUAUAGUGAGCGCAGGGCUGCUCUUUCAGGGUCAGUCUCUCAUUCUCUCCUGCCCUCUCUCACUCUCGUUUACAUUCCCUGCGUUGCGUUGCUUGCCCGUUAUUCCUUCAUUCUCCACCCUCUUCCUUCUCCUGCUUCGUGCGUUGUUUGGAGUUUCCAGACUUUCAAGAUGGUAAGGGCUCACGUAAGUGCUUCUGUGAACACCCCCCAUGCCGACUUCUUAGUCGACUUGGGUCACCCAUUAUUAAAUCGAGUCGUUGAUGGGUUUGUCAAGGUUGGAGGAGUGGGCGCUCUGCAUGCUGCUUCUCAAGAUACCUACCUAUUUUUGCUCCAAGAGGAGACGAACAAGAAGUCUUUGGAAAAGACCGUUCAGCGUAUGGGCAAGGAGGCCGUGCAAUGGGGCCUUGUCGCUGGAGUUUACACUGGCAUGACCUACGGCAUGCAAGAGGCUCGUGGUGUGCAUGACUGGAAAAACGCAUUGUUGGGAGGAGCCUUGACUGGAGCUGCUCUUUCUCUGACUGAGCCCAACCCUCGUAGUGACCGAGUUGUCCGUGGAGCAAUCACCGGUGGAGCCAUUGCCACCGCCGCCGAGUUUUUGCGUAGCCUAACGUAGAUUUUGUGGUAUUGAUCUGUAAAGAAUGUUUACAGUUACUGUGUGAUUCUGCAGUUGAACCCAUCUGUCAAUCAUAACGAUGGGAAUUGCCCUCUUGGUGGCAUCUGUAAGAAAUGUUGGAUCCGAGGCUUUCUCUAUUCUUUUUGAGUGAGCAUGAAUUUUUAGAGCUUGUUACAUAAAUGCAGUGUGCUUUCAUCUACGAUAA
Physcomitrium patens is the source of this 979-nucleotide messenger RNA. Its product is annotated as outer envelope pore protein 16, chloroplastic. Lineage: Eukaryota; Viridiplantae; Streptophyta; Bryopsida; Funariales; Funariaceae. The record is from RefSeq and is a predicted model, not a curated record. Gene Ontology annotation, cellular component: chloroplast outer membrane. Gene Ontology annotation, molecular function: amino acid transmembrane transporter activity.